Molecule: messenger RNA, 1425 nt
Organism: Mirounga angustirostris (Northern elephant seal)
Lineage: Eukaryota; Metazoa; Chordata; Mammalia; Carnivora; Phocidae
Product: potassium voltage-gated channel subfamily D member 3
Exons: 5
Coding region: 212-820 (202 amino acids)
Biological process (GO): potassium ion transport
Cellular component (GO): voltage-gated potassium channel complex
Molecular function (GO): voltage-gated potassium channel activity
Source: RefSeq, a predicted model, not a curated record
CUUCAUCAGGCAUCACCUGAGAACGCAGCCGUGCCGGGAUGGCCUGCUGUCACUGGCUUUGCCAGGCUCGCUGUCUGGUCUCUCAGGCUCGCUCACUCUUUUUUUUCUCUGCCUAUCACAGAAGGCCCGCCUUGCCAGGAUCCGUGUGGCCAAGACAGGCAGCUCCAACGCCUACCUGCACAGCAAGCGCAACGGACUCCUCACAGAGGCCAUGGAGCUGAUGGGCACCCCAGAGGAGGGGCACGUGGGCAAGAGCACGUCACUCGCCGAGAGCCAGCACCACCACCUGCUGCACUGUCUAGAGAAAACCACUGGGUUGUCCUAUCUUGUGGAUGAUCCCCUGUUAUCUGUACGAACCUCCACCAUCAAGAACCACGAGUUCAUAGAUGAGCAGAUGUUUGAGCAGAACUGUAUGGAGAGCUCGAUGCAGAACUACCCGUCCACAAGAAGUCCCUCACUGUCCAGUCACCCGGGCCUCACUACCACCUGCUGCUCCCGUCGUAGUAAGAAGACCACGCACCUGCCCAACUCCAACCUGCCAGCCACUCGCCUGCGCAGCAUGCAAGAGCUCAGCACGAUCCACAUCCAGGGCAGUGAGCAGCCCUCCCUCACUACCAGUCGCUCCAGCCUUAAUUUGAAAGCAGACGACGGACUGAGACCAAACUGCAAAACAUCCCAGAUCACCACAGCCAUCAUCAGCAUCCCCACCCCCCCAGCGCGAACCCCAGAGGGGGAAAGUCGGCCACCCCCUGCCAGCCCCGGCCCCAACACGAACAUUCCUUCCGUAGCCAGCAAUGUCGUCAAGGUCUCCGCCUUGUAAAACCACUGGACAGAGGGCCCGUGCGGGGAGUGGGAGUGAAGGGGGCUGGCAUGUGGGUGGCCACUGGCACCACUCUCUCCCCUCCCUUCCCCACUUUCUGCCGGCCCCGUUGCACCCCUAGCACUGAGACUUGUGCCUGGAAGGAAAAGGAGGCAGCAAAGGGCACUUGAGGUUCACUGCUGCUGGCGUGGCCGUGGCCGUGGCAUCUCGCUGGGGCCAGAGGAAGGGAGGGGGGUGGGAGAUGGGAUGGCGGUGGGGGGUGGGGGGUGUAGAGGCUGCGUGCCAGGACAGGGCCUGGAGGGGGUAGCCUCAGACCCAAUAGCAGUUGUUUCUGGAGACCCGGGUGAGGAAAAUACAAGACCAAGAACAGCACAGAGGCCGAGUUGUCACAUGCAAAACAGGAAGAAAAUAUAACACUGUGUAUUUAAGCACCUUUUUCAAGGCUCUUAAUGGAUAAUAUUUAUUCAUGGGAAAAGGUGGAAAACAAAACACCAACGGAUUUUUGUGAAAUAUUUUUCUCCAUGGACCCAAUACCUUUGAACCAAAACAAUGCAUUUUGUGAGGGUUUUGUUUUGUUUUUGUUUUUGUUUUUCUUUCUCCUUUUA